AUGAUGGGAGGAGGAGGAGGGGGUAUGAGCACGGAGUUCUUCCUGGUGCCGACCCCGUCGCCCCCGCGGCUGGUGACGGCCCCCCCGGCCCAGGGGCAGGGCCAGGGCAUCCUCCGCUCUGACAUGUGGGUCCUCCCGCUCCUUGUCUUCUCGGUCAUCACGAUGCUCCUCAUAGCCAUCUUCGAGGUGUUCGUAGUGCUGAAGACUUACAGGACGACCCCCUCCCGAAGACACCUGUUCCUCGGGCAGAUGCUGCUGCUGGGCCUGUUCCUGUGCUCGGCCGUGUCCGCCCUCCUCACCGCCCAGCCGACGGUGCUCACCUGCGCUGCCGUGCGGCUCGGCGCGGGGCUCUCCUAUACCUUAGUCUUCUCCACGCUCCUUGUGAAAUGUGUCUUCUUGAUCUCUCUCAACGGCGGUGUCUACCUACCAGCACCCUACCAAGCCCUCCUUCUUUUCUUUGCCGUCCUUAUACAGUUGGCCAUUGGUGUACAAUGGCUCAUCAAUUCACCCCCUAAAGUUGUACAGGUUGGUGGUGUAGAUGUUUGUGGAACACCUUAUCAACACUUACUCCUCUCCCUGGUGUAUGCUGUAUUCCUCAUAGCAGUUGUUGGGGUCUUAGCACUGAAGUCUCGAGGGAUUAGAGACAACUACAGGGAAGCAACAUUCAUCGGCCUAGCCACAGCAUGUGUCAUUCCUGUCUGGCUUGGAUGGGCUCUCUGUGGUCUUGUUUCGAGGUCACUUUCAGAAAUAAGCUUUAGUGAUCAAUGCAAUUUAUCUACAAAACUUAAGAUUGAAGCUAAGUGGUGCAGUAAAUCUUCUGAUACUCAGUUCAAAGAAAAUGAAGGAAAUAAGUUUUAUAUUUUAUCCAUGUUUCCUUAUCCUUCUGGUAAUUUGCAUAUGGGCCAUGUUCGAGUCUACACAAUUAGUGAUGUUUUGGCCAGAUAUUAUAGAAUGAAAGGUAAAAAUGUUCUUCAUCCAAUAGGUUUUGAUGCUUUUGGACUUCCAGCUGAAAAUGCUGCAAUCAUCAAUAAACUUGAUCCAAGUGAAUGGACUUAUAGCAAUAUUUCAACCAUGAAAACGCAGCUUAAACAACUUGGAUUCACCUUUGAUUGGGAUAGAGAAGUUGUUACGUGCUCAGAAAAUUACUACAAGUUCACUCAGUAUUUAUUUUUGUUGCUACAAAAAGCAGGUUUAGUGUAUAGAAAAGAGUCUGUAGUUAAUUGGGACCCUGUUGAUAAAACAGUAUUAGCGGAGGAACAAAUUGAUUCUUUUGGCAAGUCUUGGAGGUCUGGUGCUGUGGUAGAAAAAAAAAUUAUGAAACAAUGGUUUUUGCGUACAACUCGUUUUGCUUCAGCUCUUAAAGAUGGUUUAAAUAAUCCUGAAUUACGAGAUUGGAAGGAUAUUAUUGAUCUUCAGAAACAUUGGAUUGGAGAAUGUAAUGGAGCAAACAUUGAUUUUGAUCUUUUUAAAGAAAACCAAAAAUGUGAAACGCUCACUUUAUGGUUGCGGUAUCCUGAACACAUAUCAAAAGCCAAGUUUAUUGCAGCAUCAACGUCUAGUAUUUUUGCAUUAAAAAACAAUUGCACUGGUAAAUUGAAUUAUGAAGCCAUGAAUCCUUUCAACAAUAAAAAACUUCCUGUAUUUAUUUCGGAUGAAUUGGAAUAUGAUGAAGGGUGUGAUCUUAAAUUAGGGAUUCCAUCUUUGUCUGAAUCAGAUAAAUCAUUUGCUUUGAAAUAUAACAUAAAUAUUACUGAUGAAGAAUUUUGUGAAGACUUUGAAAAACGACUUCAAAUAUGUCGUCUAGCCAUUGAUGCGGAAAGGGGAGGUUAUUUUGUGAGUUCCAAACUACGUGAUUGGUUAAUUUCUCGUCAAAGACGUUGGGGAACACCCAUACCUAUUAUUCAUUGCAAGGAAUGUGGCAGUUUACCAGCCAGAGAAGAAGAUCUGCCUAUUUUGGUAUCGAGAUCACCAAAAACUACUUGCCACAAAUGUAAAAAUCCAGCUGAUUUUGAAACUGAUACAAUGGAUACAUUUGUGGAUUCAUCUUGGUAUUUUCUUAGAUACACCGACCCUUCCAAUCAAUCGAAACCAUUUUCUGUACCUAAAGCUAAUGAACUUAUGCCUGUUAACAUUUAUAUUGGUGGGAAAGAACAUGCUGUCCUUCACUUAUACUAUUCUCGUUUUAUGAGUUACUUUUUACAUUCUAUUAACUUACUGAAAGAACCAGAGCCAUUUCAUCGACUUUUAGUUCAGGGUAUGAUUCUGGGUAAAACGUAUUAUUUGAAAGAUUCUGGAAAAUGUUUAAGGGAAGAAGAAGUGGAAAAAUGUGACAAUGGUAUAGUUGAAAAGUCGUCUGGUUUAGAAGUAAACGAAGUUUGGGAAAAAAUGUCAAAAUCAAAAUUUAAUGGUAUUGAACCAGAAAGUGUAAUAAAGGAGUAUGGAGUUGAUACUACGAGAUUACUUGUUCUAUCUCAGGCUGCACCAACAUCUCCUAGGCAGUGGGAUCCAUCAAGUUUUGCUGGUGUGCUCAAUUGGCAGCAAAGGAUAUGGUCAUUACUGGCCGAUUUCCUUGAUGCUAGAGAAAAUGAAUUUGGGGAUUACGAUUCAAAACAAGAAAAUGAUCUUUGGGACGCACGAAAUUUUUAUAUAAAAGGAACUUCAUUCAAUUUUGAAGAAGCCCAUCAAUUUAAUGUUGCUAUAUCUAAACUUCAAGGACUCACUAAUUCAUUAAAAAAGUGUAAAAAAACUGUUAUGGCUAAUAGUCCUCAAUUCGAAUUGUGCUUGGCUUCGUUGAUCAUUAUGUUGUAUCCACUUGCUCCUCAUUUUUCCUGCCAGUUAUGGGAAGGAAUCCAGUCAGCAGCCAACAGAAUAGAUGUUGGAAGUUAUGUGAAUUGGGAACUGCCUGUCUAUAAACAAAAAUGGCCACAAUUGGAUGAUGACUACCCAUUAGAAUUUCAUUGCAAGAUCAAUAAUGCUGUCAAAGGAACUAUUAAAGUGCCUGUGCAUAAGUUAUACAAAUAUACUGAGAAGGAUGCUUUGAAUGUUGCUCUUGCCCAAAAGAAAGUAUCUUCAUUCCUAAAAGGUCGUGAUAUUCUGGAUUACAGCUAUUCAUUUGUUGAGAACCGCGAAGCAUCAGUCAAUAUUGUUAUUGAUCAUUAUCAAAAGAAAAAAGCUAUUGAUUCUCAGGCAUAG
Messenger RNA from Nezara viridula (southern green stink bug), 3192 nucleotides. The record is from the annotation of a GenBank genome assembly. Lineage: Eukaryota; Metazoa; Arthropoda; Insecta; Hemiptera; Pentatomidae.